CCGUUCUAAUUGAUGUAAGCAGACUAAAGAGAGAAGUAUCAGAGCGAGGAAAUGGUGGAGGAGAGCCAAGAAGAAUAUCUACCAUCACUUGUCUUUAGAUGGGACGUUUUUCUGAGUUUCAGAGGCGCAGAUACUCGCCAUAACUUUACUGACAGCUUAUACAAAGAGCUCGAACUCAACAAUAUACGGACCUUUAUCGACGAUGAGGGUUUGGAGGGAGGAGAGUCAGGAGACGAUCUUUCCCCGAGCCUGUCGACGGCGAUCAAGGAAUCGGCGUCAUACAUCGCAGUUAUUUCGGAGAACUAUGCGUCAUCGAGGGAGUCAGGCUCGUCGAGGUGGUGUCUGGAAGAACUCGCACAGAUUUUGGAAACCAAGCGUCGGUUGCUUCCGGUGUUCUACAAAGUAGAUCCUUCUGACGUUCGUAGGCAGAAGGGCCCCUUUGAAGAUGACUUCUUAUGCCACGAGCGACGUCAUGGGGAGGAAAAGGUCCGGAGAUGGAGAUGCGCUAUGGAAGAAGCUGGGGGCAAGAAGGGUUGGGAUUCCAGUACCUGGAAGGAGGACAUACAGUUGAUUCGAGACAUUGUUAAGAAGGUAUUGCCUAAAGUGAAUAACAGCCCCCUGGGUGUGGCUAAAUAUCCGGUUGGUAUCAAUUUGCGUGUAGCAGAGAUAGUGGGGCUGUUAGACAUGAAAUCCCAUGAUGUCCGAGUUGUUGGAUUACAUGGAAUGGGUGGGGUUGGCAAGACCACCCUAGCUAAGGCUGUUUACAAUCGGAUUGCUGCUCACUUUAACUAUCGCUACUUUGUUCCAAAUAUUAGAGAUGCUUCGAGAACACAUAAUGGUUUGGUUUCCCUUAAACAGAAACUUAACCAUGAACUUAAUAAAGAGUACAGUGGAGGUGAGGUUGUUACAGGAGUGAAUAAUAUUUCUGAGAAGCGAGUCCUUAUUGUUCUUGAUGAUGUUGAUGAUGUAGAGCAACUUCAUGCUCUAGUUGGUAACAGUGGUAGGGUUUAUAGUGGAUGUAGGAUCAUUAUCACCACAAGAAAUAAAAGAGUUCUAAGUGAAGACUUUGCGAACUUUGUCUAUGAGGUGAAAGAAUUAAGCUCCUCUGAGUCGCUUCAACUCUUCAGUUAUCAUGCAUUUGGAAGAGGAAAACCGGCGGAAAAUUUCUUGCAUCUCUCUAAUCAAAUUGUAUCCCUCACAGGAAGACUACCUUUGGCUUUAGAAGUAUUUGGUGCUUCAAUGUUCAAUAAGAAAAAGGAGGAGGAGUGGGAAGCCGCACUGGAGAAGUUGAGAAAUAUUCAACCAGCUAAUGUUCAAGAAGUGUUGAAGAUAAGUUAUGAUGCGCUAGACGAAGAAGAGAGAUGUAUAUUCCUUGACACUGCAUGUUUCUUUGUCUCAAAUGGUAUGGAGAUAGAAAGUGCUAUUGAUAUAUUUAAGGGUUGUGGUUUCAAUGCCGAGGAGACAAUCAAAGACCUCAAAGAAAAAUCUCUUAUUAAGAUUUUGGAUGACAAUACCUUAUGGAUGCACGAUCAACUUAGAGAUAUGGGACAGGCAAUAGUUCGACAAGAAGACCUUACAAAUCCCGGAAAGCGUAGUAGAUUGUGGGAUCAUGAUGAUGUAAUGGCUGUUCUGGAUUCUGAAAAGGGUACAGGAGUGAUUCAAGGCAUCAUCCUUGACUUUGGAGAUAUUUCAGAAUCUAAAAAACUUGCUAAGAUCAGCAACCCAACAUAUUCCAUUAUUUCAUGCUUGAAGGAAAUCCUUGAGAACAUUCUUGAUUUUAAUCGACAGAAAGAGAAAGAGACCAAGCUGUGCACUGUGCCAUUUCAACCAAUGGUUAAUCUGAGACUGCUUCAAAUCAAUCAUGCGAAAUUGGAGGGAACCUUUAAACAUUUUCCUCCUGAUCUGAAAUGGCUACAAUGGAAAGGAUGUCCUUUGGAAGUUCUUCCUUCUGACUUUUGUCUUUGGAAACUUGCUGUCCUCGAUCUUUCCAAGAGCAAGAUCAAACAAGUAUGGAAUCAAAGACCAUGGUGGGGCCGGUACCAGAUGACUGAGGAGCUUCAGGUUCUGAAUCUCUAUGGUUGCUAUAACUUAACUGCUACACCUGAUUUCUCUGAGCACUCAAAAUUGGUAAAACUUAUUCUUGAAGGUUGUACUGAACUGAGACAUAUCCAUAAAUCGAUUGGGUAUCUUAGCAAGUUACGUCACUUUAACCUGAGGAGAUGUGAGAAUCUGGAGGUGUUUCCAAAUGAAAUUACCAGGUUGAGGAAGCUGGAAACCCUUAUAGUCUCUAGUUGCUACAGGCUGACAAAAUUACCCGAUGACUGGAGGCCCAUGAAGUCUUUAACUGAGCUUCUACUUGAUAAUACUGCCAUAGUAAAACUACCUGAUUCUAUAUUCCAUCUUGAGAAAAUUGAGAGGCUUGAUCUCAAAGGAUGCUUGUCAUUGAAGCAACUACCCAUCUCCAUCGGAAAAUUACCCUCUCUAAGAGAGCUUACUCUUGAUGGUUCUGCUUUGGAAGAAAUUCCUGAAUCCAUAGGAUCAUUGAAAAAUCUCGAAAUACUAAGUUUGGCGAGCUGUAAAUCAAUCACUGCAAUUCCUGAUUGCUUCCACAACCUGGCAUCCCUACUGGAACUUUUUCUUAAUGAUAUUUCAAUCGAAGAACUGCCAGAUUCCAUUGGCUGUCUUUCCCAUUUGGAGCACUUGUCAGUGAGUCGUUGCAGGUUCCUUAGCAAAUUGCCUGCUUCCAUUGGAUUAUUAGCAUCUUUGGUUGAACUUCAUCUGGAUAUGACACCAAUCAAAGAACUGCCAAAUCAGAUUGGAGACUUGAACAUGCUUCAGAAACUUAUAAUGAUUGAUUGUAAAUUGCUUGCCUGUUUACCAAAUUCAAUUGGAAAGAUGUCAAAUCUAACCACUUUGAUUCUACAAAAUUGCAUCUUAACAGAAUUGCCAGAGUCCAUAUGUUUAUUGGAGAAGCUUGAAGUUUUGAAAGUCAACAAGUGUAAACAACUCAGCCGACUUCCAGAUUCAAUUGGAAAACUAAGCAAUCUGUGCCGGCUUCAAAUGAAGGAAACUGCUGUAGCAGUACUCCCUGAAGAUUUUGGGAUGCUUUCAAACUUAAGGAUGUUGAGAAUGGCAAAAAUGCCGUGUUAUGAACGACCUCAAAAUGUUGAAGCCCAAACAGAAGAAGGCCACCAUAAGUCCAUGGUUCUUCCUGCUUCUUUCUCAAAUCUCUCUUUACUAUAUGAGUUUGAUGCUUGUUACUGCAAAAUAUCUGGGGCAAUUUCUGAUGGCUUUGAGAAUCUGUCAUCAUUACAGACCCUGAAACUAGGCCACAACAAUAUCUGCAGCCUUCCAUCUAGCCUGAUGGGGCUUUCUGUUCUCACAAAACUUUCUUUACCGUAUUGUGCAGAGCUCAAAUCUCUUCCUCCACUUCCUUCCAGUUUGGUUUGUGUGGAUGUUACAAAUUGCACUGCACUGGAAACUAUUUCUGAUCUAUCAAACUUGGAGAGUUUAGAAGAGUUGUGCCUUGCAAAUUGCCAGAAAGUAGUGGAUAUUCCAGGCGUUGAAUGUUUGAAAUCCUUAAGAAGGUUGUACAUGAGUGGUUGCACCACAUGUCAUGCAGUCGUAAAGAGAAGUCUCUCCAAGGUUACUCUGAAGCAGAUGCAAUACUUGAGCACUCCAGGAAGUGAAAUCCCAAGCUGGUUUGUUCCUGAAGUGCUGAGCUUUUCAAGCCUCAAGAACCGCAGGAUCAAGGGUAUAGUUAUAUGUGUUGUUAUAUCUCUUGACCAACAGAUACAGAGACCGGAUUCCCCUGGAAUAGUGGACAUUCGCGUAGAAAUCCUUGAUAACAGUCUCAGACAAAAGUUCUGUUCCACAUUUUACUUGCCUGGAGUUCCAGAGACUAACGAAGAUCAAUUUUAUUUCUGUCGGUAUGCGGAAUGGCAUCCACUAGUUUUUUUCCUCCAUGAUGGCUAUAAAAUGCAGGUGACACGGCAGAACCCACCAAUUUUUACAGGACUUGAACUGAAGAAGUAUGGGAUCCAUCUAGUUUUUGAAGAUGAUGAUGACUACAAUGGUGAUGAAGAAUCAUUGGAUGAAACCCAACUCUCUCUUUCAGAGAAACUGGUGAAGUUUUUCAGCUCCUUGUAAUUGGUUUAAAGCCUUGAGGUCGAAUUCUUGUGAAUUAGAGAUGGAGCAAUUGAAGCAGGAAAUGGUACCCUCAAACCUUGGAAAUCUUUCCUUCUCCUUCCCCUUUUCCUUCUGCUUCCUCUGUUCCUGUUGGCUAUUGAUGUUCUGUGCUUUCUGUGUAUAUUUUAGGCACUGUUUCUUUAAGAAACUGUAUAAGAUUGUGUUGCUUUGUUUCCC
Molecule: messenger RNA, 4365 nt
Organism: Telopea speciosissima
Lineage: Eukaryota; Viridiplantae; Streptophyta; Magnoliopsida; Proteales; Proteaceae
Product: disease resistance protein RPV1-like
Exons: 6
Coding region: 52-4149 (1365 amino acids)
Biological process (GO): signal transduction; defense response
Molecular function (GO): protein binding; ATP hydrolysis activity; ADP binding
Source: RefSeq, a predicted model, not a curated record